GAGAUGCAUUCAUAGUAGAUUUCACGCAUAGGAUGCAACUUUUCCGACAUAAUGCCGAAAAAACAUACAGAUAAGUGGAGAAAAUGUUACAGCAAAAAAGCAAAUUCGAAAGUUCUUAAUUAAAAGCUGUGAGCCAAUACUCGUCCAUUCAUUUCUCUUGAUCACUUUUUCAUCUAUUUCAAAAGUUUAUCAGGACAUAAAGUUUCUCCAGUUUGAAGUAUAAACAUAAUUACUUUCACGAAGACGCUAAUCACGGAUCCGAAUCCGAACAUGAAAUUUCCAAAGUAUCUGAAAGUUGCUACCACCACAGCUGGAUCUUCAAAAGUGAUAGAAACAGAAAAUGGCUAUAUAGCUACAGGAAUCGACAUCAAGCUGCUCCAACUUUUGGCUGAAAAACUUAAUUUCGAAUAUACUAUUUUUCUGCCAAAGGAUGACGGCAGGUAUGGAAUACUUUACGAAAAUGGAUCUUGGACUGGUGUCACGGGGAUGCUGCAAAGAGGUGAAGUGGACAUAUCAACACUUUACUCGCCGAUAAUAGAGGAGCGAAUGCCUGUGUUAGAUUUUAGCCUUCCUUACUAUACACUUGAAAAAACAUUUGCCACAGACCUUCCUCACCCUCAGCCUAAUUAUACAGUCCUGUUAAGGCCAUUCCAACUUGAUGUUUGGAUAGCACUUGCGACAUUUCUAAUUCUCCCAAUAAUUUUAGAUAAAGGGGUUUUCCAAAGACAGCAACUUUCAAAGCCCUUUACAAACCUGUUUAAAAGAGCACCACCAGAAAUGAGAAAUUCUGUAAAGCGUAGAAUUUUGUAUGGAUCUUGGCUGAUGUUCCAGACCAUUGCGCGAUUCGUUUAUACAUCGGUAGUUUUGUCUUUCCUGACUGUUCGUCCAAUGCCGAAAGGAAUUAAGACGAUCCCGGAACUUGCCGAGGCUGUCCGAAAAGGAACUUUCAGAUUCUAUGUUCCUGCGGGAAGCCUCAAUGCCGAAUUCUUGGCACAGAGCGACUCCGAAGACUUCCGAACAAUUGGAUUGGCGAUACAGAAAAAUUAUUGGAUGGAAGUUCUCGAGUACAGAAACGAGAAAAUUGGAGAAGGAAAAGCCAUUGAAGGAGCUCGCGCCAUUUUUCACAUAAAAUAUGGGAAACCACCCUUUUCUACUGUUUCUGUUGCCGACGAUUCGUUUGGAAUUUGGAGCGCAGGGGUAAUGAUAAGAAAAGGAUUUUGUUGUUUGGAGAAUAUUAACAUGGCAAUAUUGAGAAUCAAUAAUGGCGGACUCUACCAGAAAAUAUUAGAUGACGAAGCUUUUCAGCAGCAGUAUAAGCUUUUUUCGAGAAAAUUACCUGAUUCAGGUGUUAGAAAAUUAGGGCUAGAAGAAUUGUCAGGGAGUUUCUUCUUGCUCAUGUUAGGCUACAUUAUAUCAUUUUUGAUAUUAAUAAUAGAGCGAAUUUAUAACCGAUGCACCAGAGAGGAAAUGCAACCGUAA
Messenger RNA from Argiope bruennichi, 1479 nucleotides. Its product is annotated as glutamate receptor ionotropic, delta-1-like. The transcript is spliced from 2 exons. The record is from RefSeq and is a predicted model, not a curated record. NCBI's taxonomy places the organism in Eukaryota, Metazoa, Arthropoda, Arachnida, Araneae, Araneidae. Gene Ontology annotation, molecular function: glutamate-gated receptor activity. The coding region runs from base 271 to 1479 and encodes 402 amino acids. Gene Ontology annotation, cellular component: membrane.